Messenger RNA from Raphanus sativus (radish), 834 nucleotides. RefSeq lists its product as uncharacterized. The transcript has a single exon. NCBI's taxonomy places the organism in Eukaryota, Viridiplantae, Streptophyta, Magnoliopsida, Brassicales, Brassicaceae. The coding region runs from base 87 to 647 and encodes 186 amino acids. The record is from RefSeq and is a predicted model, not a curated record.
UCUUGGAUCCUCUCCUAACACACCUCCUUUCUAUUGUUUCAUUGUUCUCUUCUCUACAGAAUAAGUCUUCCAUCUUUCUUCACUUAAUGGGAAACUAUGCUUCUUCCGCUCUAAGCAAAACCUCGUCCUCGUUGUCUUCUUCAUCGGCGGCGAGAGUGAUUCUCCCGGACGGUGAAGUCCGUCGUAUUCACGAACCAACUAAAGCCGCAGAGCUUAUGAUGGAGAUUCCUAGCUUCUUCCUCGUCGACGCCAAGUCGUUAAAAAUAGGCCGUAAGCUCAACCCUUUAGCCGCCGAUGACGAUCUUGAACUCAGAGGCUGCCAAGUGUACGUAACUUUCCCCAUGGCCCGUGCCACGUCAGCAGCCAACGCUUCGGACAUGGCUAGGUUAUUCGCAGCCGCCAAGAAACAGCAACGCCGUCGUGUCGGAGUCAAGUCUUCCCGUGUCGGAACAGCCGUGAAACAUUGUCACAACGGAAGGGUGUCGCCGGACGGAGAAGUGGAAGACGUCGGGGUGAUGUGGGCGGGAUCAAAGCUGAGAUUGGAAGAUAUCGAAGAGUUUUCAGCGGCGGAGUUUAUGCAUAGGAUCUCGAUAUCAAAAUCUAAGAAGCCAAAGUUAGAAACUAUAGAUGAAGAAUCUUUGUCUUAACGUACACAAAAUCAAACAAAUAUGGCAAUUUGAUUUUCUUUUUUUUCUUUUUCAAAGGUGAUUUUUCUUUUGUGUAUUAUUUUUUGUUCAUUCAUCCUCCCUGCGCAAGUGGGUUUUUCUCUUUUUGUGGAAUUAAUCAACAGCAAGAGACAUUCGAGAAUGAACAUGUGAACUUUUCGAAAACAAA